This is a messenger RNA of Populus nigra (black poplar), 2312 nucleotides long. RefSeq names its product delta(24)-sterol reductase-like. Gene Ontology annotation, cellular component: cytoplasm; membrane. Gene Ontology annotation, molecular function: FAD binding; oxidoreductase activity, acting on the CH-CH group of donors, NAD or NADP as acceptor. The transcript has 4 exons. Bases 194 to 1885 code for a protein of 563 amino acids. Gene Ontology annotation, biological process: steroid metabolic process. NCBI's taxonomy places the organism in Eukaryota, Viridiplantae, Streptophyta, Magnoliopsida, Malpighiales, Salicaceae. The record is from RefSeq and is a predicted model, not a curated record.
AAAACAUCACCCUCUUUUUGCUCACCACAGCUAUUUCAGUCUCUAUAUUUAUCACAUGAGCUUCUAGGUUUAAAAUCCGGUUCCCAUCUGCCCAUUUCGAGCUUCCUGUGUUUCAGCUGAACACUUAGGCUAUGUGCUUUACAUUUCGGAUGCAAAAUCAAUGGUAGUGUGAAAAUCAUCUUCCUGAAGCACAAUGCCCGAUCUUGAGGCCCCCUUGCGCCCGAAGAGGAAGAAGGUGUGGGUAGACUAUUUUGUGCAGUUCCGAUGGAUUUUAGUUAUUUUCGUCGUUCUCCCAAUCUCCUUCACCCUUUACUUUCUCACUUAUCUCGGGGAUGUCAAAUCAGAGAUGAAGUCCUACAAACAGCGUCAAAAGGAACAUGAUGAAAAUGUUAAAAAAGUUGUGAAACGUCUUAAAGAGAGGAAUCCGUCAAAGGAUGGUCUUGUCUGCACUGCUCGUAAACCCUGGAUUGCUGUUGGAAUGCGAAAUGUUGACUACAAACGGGCUCGGCACUUCGAAGUUGAUUUAUCAGCUUUUCGUAAUAUCCUUGAAAUUGAUAAGGAGAGAAUGAUUGCUAGAGUUGAGCCUCUUGUAAAUAUGGGUCAGAUCAGCAGGGCAAGUGUCCCAAUGAAUCUUUCUCUUGCAGUCGUUGCAGAACUUGAUGACCUCACUGUUGGUGGGCUCAUUAAUGGUUAUGGGAUUGAAGGAAGCUCUCAUAUCUAUGGCUUGUUCUCUGACACUGUUGUGGCAUAUGAGAUUGUUUUGGCAGAUGGUCAGGUUGUUAGAGCUACCAAGGACAAUGAAUACUCUGAUCUUUUCUAUGCCAUCCCCUGGUCCCAGGGAACACUUGGGCUUCUUGUCUCUGCUGAGAUCAAGCUUAUUCCUAUUAAGGAAUACAUGAGGCUGACCUACAAACCUGUAGUGGGUAAUCUGAAAGAACUUGCGCAGGCCUAUAUGGACUCUUUUGCACCCAGAGAUGGAGAUCAGGAUAACCCAGAGAAGGUUCCAGACUUUGUGGAGACUAUGAUUUAUAACUCAACCGAAGGUGUGAUGAUGACAGGGAGAUAUGCCUCCAAAGAAGAGGCCAAGAAGAAGGGAAAUGUGAUUAACAAUGUUGGUUGGUGGUUUAAACCGUGGUUCUAUCAGCAUGCGCAGACAGCCCUAAAGAAAGGAGAGUUUGUGGAGUACAUUCCAACCAGAGAAUAUUAUCACAGGCACACAAGGUGUUUGUACUGGGAGGGGAAGCUUAUACUUCCAUUCGCUGAUCAAUGGUGGUUUAGAUUUCUCUUAGGCUGGAUGAUGCCUCCAAAGGUUUCUCUUCUCAAGGCCACUCAAGGUGAAGCAAUCCGAAACUAUUACCAUGAGAUGCAUGUCAUUCAGGACAUGCUUGUUCCUCUUUACAAGGUUGGGGAUGCCCUUGAAUGGGUCCACCAAGAGAUGGAGGUAUACCCCCUUUGGCUCUGUCCGCACAGGUUGUUCAAGCUCCCUGUGAAAACUAUGGUGUAUCCAGAGCCAGGAUUCGAGCAUCAGCACAAACAGGGAGAUACAUCCUAUGCUCAGAUGUACACUGAUGUCGGGGUGUAUUAUUCGCCUGGACCUGUGUUGAGGGGUGAGGUGUUUGAUGGUGCAGACGCUGUUCGUAGAAUGGAGGACUGGUUGAUAGAAAACCGUGGCUUCCAGCCACAGUAUGCAGUGUCCGAGCUAAGUGAGAAGAAAUUCUGGAGGAUGUUUGAUGGUGACCUCUAUGAACACUGCAGGAAGAAAUAUGGAGCUGUGGGAACCUUCAUGAGCGUGUACUACAAAUCCAAGAAAGGAAGGAAGACAGAGAAGGAGGUGCAGGAAGCUGAACAAGCCCACCUUGAGACUGCUUAUGCAGAGGCUACUUAAUAGUGGACUGAUCUUGAAGUGAACUUUGGAAAUGUUUGGUAGCAUUUCUUUAUUUGCUGUUUCUCGUGUUUUCUGGCUGUGCUUGUGAGUCGCUUGCAUUUUAUUUUUUCCCAGUGAAUGUUACAGUUGCUGAUUUUUCCCAGUGAAUGCUGCUGCUGCUGGACUUUAUUGUCGGAGAUCUUAAACUUGUUAGAUUAGACUCUUGUUUUAAAGGUAUUUUCUAAUCGUGCUCAUGUUAUAGAUAGUCUUUGAGACUGUAGCCCCCAGCACACUGCAGCGAAGGGACAUCUCUCUUUGAGCAACUGUAGUGUGGCUGGGGGAGUUAGUCUAGUGAGGUAAGAUUGUUGCUGAGAUGAAGUGUUGGCUGUACUGAGCGGGGUUGUAUUUGGCACAAGAAAAUAAAUGCGGUGAUGAUUCACCCGAAAGU